Messenger RNA from Budorcas taxicolor (takin), 3531 nucleotides. RefSeq names its product cation channel sperm associated auxiliary subunit gamma (gene CATSPERG). Lineage: Eukaryota; Metazoa; Chordata; Mammalia; Artiodactyla; Bovidae. The record is from RefSeq and is a predicted model, not a curated record. Bases 1 to 3531 code for a protein of 1176 amino acids. The transcript has 27 exons. Gene Ontology annotation, cellular component: sperm principal piece; motile cilium; CatSper complex.
AUGUUCCCUGCUGGCCCUGCUCCGCGGCCGAGGCUCCGAGUCCUGCGGGCGCUGUGGGCACUGCUGGUGGUGCUGUUGGCACCGUGGAGGUUGUGGGCGAUACAGGAAACCCAGGAGUGCACCUGGCAGGUUGUCCUGAACAACUUAGAGUCAGUAGGCAAGAACGACGCGAUCGAUCAUUUCGUCGAUCAAGAGCUGUACACAGUGGACAAAGUGUUCGACCUGCUAGUGGACGCGCCCAUCGACCGGGACGAGGUGAGGGGACUAGGGGCAGGCGAAUGGGAGAGGUCCUGGAGCUGCACCCUUCUGGGCUCUGGACAUUUGCUCACCAUCUCUUUGCAGACAUACUUGGGCUUUCCUUACUACCUGAAGAUCAACUACUCCUGCACAGGAGAAGUGUCCUCUGAGGCCCUGGUCCGCAAGGGCCACCUGACAGGGCUGAAGCCAGUGGUGCUGGUCACCUUCCAGUCCCCAGUCAACUUCCAUCGCUGGAAGAUAGAGCAGCUGCAGAUCCAGAUGGAGGCAGCCCCCUUCCGCAGCCCAGAGAGAUGUGACGCAGAGGAGGUGUGUCUCAUGAGCUGGUACACGCCCAUGCCCAUCAAGAACGGCAGCGUGGUCAUGCGCGUGGAUGUUAGCAGCAAUGGCCUGGGGCCCUUCAUUCCUAAUAAAAGGUUUCAUGUGAACAUCAACGGCUUCCUGGAGGGUGGGCGAGACCGUGAACUCCAAUUCACUGUGGGAAAUGAGCUCUUCCAUCUGAUACCCCAGUACUUUGCGAAUGUCCCAUCGAGGCCGCUGUGGUACACUGUGGACCAGACACCCGUGCUCAUCCUGGGUGGCAUCCCUGAGGAGAAGGCCAUCCUACUGACCGACACAAACUUCAAGGACUUCUUUCUCGUGGAGUUGAGCAUUGACAGUUGCUGGGUAGGCUCCUUCUACUGCCCCCAAGCCAGCUUCACCGCCACCAUCUACGAUGCCAUUGCCACUGAGAGUACCCUCUUCAUCCGGCAGAACCAGCUCAUCUACUAUUUCACAGGCACCUACACCACACUCUACGAGAGCAAACGUGGCAGCGAGAGAUGGGUUCGAGUCCUGGCUAACGAGUGUAUCAAGAGGUUGUGCCCCGUGCAUUUCCACAGCAAUGGCUCUGAGUAUGUGAUGGCCCUCAGCACUGGCAAGCACGAAGGUUACGUCCACUUUGGGACCAUCACAGAUGGCCUCGUGUCCUUCCAGUUGCUGCCCAGGCAUCGGUCCGUGUGCAGUGCAAUUCUAGUUGUCAGCUGCUCCGUCACCUGGGCCGUAUUCGUUGCUGGUGACUACAAUCUACUGAUGCUGGUGGAGAUUGUAGGCCCUGCCUCCUCGAAGUAUUUCCAGGUGGUCAGCUAUGACCUGGUCAAUGAUUACCUGGUUGUGCUCUACACCAUCCCGGAAUUCAUCCCUGACGCUCGAGGCCUGGAGUUCCUGAUGAUUCUAGGGACAGAGUCCUAUACCAACUUUCCGAUGGUCCCCAAGGGCAUGUCCUACAACCCAUAUAACAACCUGCUGUUCAUCUGGGGCAACUUCCUCCUCCAGAGUUUUAACAGUGACAACUUCAUUUACCUGGCGGACUUCCCCAAGGAGCUGUCCAUCAAGUACCUGGUGAACUCGUUCCGAGGGGACAUGGCCAUUGUCACCGAGAAUGAGGAGAUCUGGUAUCUCCUGGAGGGCAGCUACCAUGUGUACCAGCUGUUCCCGUCCAAGGCCUGGGAGGUGUACAUCAACCUCCAGGUUCUUCAGCAGUCCUCUCUCUACGCCCCCAAUGAGACCAUGGUCACCCUCUUCUAUGAAGACAACAAACUGUACCAGCUGGUGUACCUGAUAGACAACCAGCAGGGCAGGCUCGUCAAGAGGCUCAUGCCCGUGGAGCAGCUACUGGUAUACCAGCAGAUCAGUGAUGAAUAUGUCUUGGAAAGGCAAGGGAGCCACCUGACGCUGUCCUUCUCCAACUUCUGCCCCUUCACGGUGAUGCGUCUGCGGGAGCUGCCCAACCCGAAAAUCUACACGCGCCAGGAGCGCUACCGCGCGCAGCCGCCGCGUGUCUCGGAGCCCUGGGGCUUCCACAGCGAGAACUCGCUGGCUGUCUAUCAGGGCCUCGUCUACUACCUGCUCUGGCUGCACUCGAAGUACGACAAGCCAUACGCGGACCCAGCGCACGACCCAACCUGGCGCUGGUGGAAGAACAAGAAGCAGGACCAGGAUUACCACUUCUACCUGGCCAGCAACUGGCGGAGCGCGGGCAGUGUGCACGUUGACAUGACCAGCUACGAGAAGAUCUACGACCUCAAGGCCGAGAACGAGCUGCCCGAGCGCAUCUUCCUGGACAAGGGUACCAGCUACAGCUUCUCAGUCUUCCUGACCGCCCGGAAGCCAGAAGUCCUGCACGGCCCCUCCUUCCAGGUGCUGAGCCCGGUGGAUCUGGCUGUGGUGCUGGCGGACCCCCACUGCAUUGAGGCAAUAGUGAAGGAGAAGGUCCUUGUUAAUCUCACCUCGGUGCUUUUCUGGGUUAAGCUCAGUGAUAAAAGGUCUUGCUUUGACCAGGGAAUUAGUGGACAUCACCUCAUGAAGACCUCCAUGCUCGUCAAGGUGUUGGGCUCGUCUGGGCACUGCUUCCAGAACACGAACCAGGGGCCCCGUAUGCAAAGCAACCUGAUGGUGCCAGUGCUUAUUGGCUGCCCUCCAGGCAAGCGCCUGGCCUUCGACAUCACUUACACGGUGCAGUACAACCGCGUGCAGAACAAACACUACUUUGACUGCGUCAAAGUGGACCCGGAGAUGCCCUGCUUUCUCUUCCGGGACAUCUUCUACCCAUUCUUCUUGAUCCAAGAUUUGGUGACGGGCGAUUCUGGCAGUUUUCAGGGCAGCUACGUGCUGAAGGUGGUGGGCGGCGGGCCCACCCUUGACACCAUCAAGGAAUACAGCGAGGAGGAAAUCUACCGCUUCAACAGCCCGCUGGACAAGACUGGCAGCCUCAUCUGGACCACGGAGAACACAAUGACCACCGAGGACUUGUCCUUCAACAUCAUGUCCCACAACAGUUUAGGCAUCGAGUGGCUAUGUCAGGAGAACUCGCCGUGCCAUGACACCAUUCCCUACCACAUCUUUGCCCCUGAAUUCUUCUUCAAGGUGUUGGUGAGCAAUAGAGGCGUGGACAAGAGCACCUAUUGUGACUACCAGCUCACCUUUCUGCUGCACAUCCACGGGCUCCCGCUCAGUGCCAGGCGGGCCUUCCUCAUCCUCCUGGUGUCAGCCAGCUUGUUUGUCGGCCUGGUGAUUCUCUACAUCGUCUGCUGCCUUCUGUCGCCCUACAUGGUGAAGUUUUGCAGUAUCCUUCGAUGGAAGAUCAACAGCAUCAUUGGCUUAGAAUCUUACUACACCUACAGUACGCCCUCCGACAGCAGGGCCUUUAGCCACUCCGGGACCGUGUCUUGGAGAAACUCCAGGCUAAACUCCAGGGUUUUCUACAAGGGAGCAGAGGAGCACAAGGCUGAAACUUAA